Molecule: messenger RNA, 3721 nt
Organism: Ctenopharyngodon idella (grass carp)
Lineage: Eukaryota; Metazoa; Chordata; Actinopteri; Cypriniformes; Xenocyprididae
Gene: veph1
Product: ventricular zone expressed PH domain-containing 1
Exons: 14
Coding region: 1054-3510 (818 amino acids)
Biological process (GO): regulation of signal transduction
Cellular component (GO): plasma membrane
Molecular function (GO): phosphatidylinositol-5-phosphate binding
Source: RefSeq, a predicted model, not a curated record
AUUUAUUUCGUUUUAUUAAUUUAUUUAGAAUUUUUAUUUAUUUAUUCUUUUUUACAUUUUUACUGUGCUUUCUUUUUUUUUUUUUUUUUAUACAGCUCACUGUUAGUAUUUAAUCAAGUUUGAUUUAUUUAUUUUAUCAAAUGUAUUUUUUUUUUUUUUUAUUAAAGUCUUUUUUUUUUAAUGUAGCCUAUGUAGUUACUUAUUUUUUUAAUUAAACAAAGUCCCUUUAAGGCAAGUCAUUUCACUCGGCGGCCAUCUUUGAAACGCCUCUCGGGCAUGCAAGUGGAGCUCCUAUCUCUUUGAAUGGGUAAACAUCAAAUUCUCCAAAGCUGUUUGCCAAGCUUUCGAUUAAGUUUCAUAUUUGAAAUCACCAAUGAAAUCUGACAAAAACUGUCUCAUAAAUUUUGUUUCUAAACGCUCGAAUUAUGACAAAAUUGUUUAUUUUUUAGGCUGGAUCAAGCUAAUGCGCAUGCGCAGUCCUAAAUGCGGGCGUCUCUUGUCUCAUUUAGGAGAUGCACGUCUGACUGUUGUAUUGCUUAUUUAUAAAUAUAAAAUAUAUUAUUUAUUUCUAUUAAUUAUUCAUACAUUUAAUUAAAUGUAUUUAUUUACUUAGUUUAAUCUUAUUUUAUUUAUUUAUUUGUACAUUUUUUAAACUGCUUUUCUCUAAACUUUUCAACGGACCCCUAGCACUCCUUGUGGCACCCUGGGGGUCAGAAAUGCACCUGUUGCUAAAUGUAACACCAGCUCUGACCACACGGUGGCGAAACGGCCACCUACAGCUCUCAAAUGACUGGAAAUAAAACUGCGUCCUGUGGGAGAAGUUGGUAGAAACAGCGAGCAUCUCGCAUUGGACUAUUCAGAAAUCCAACAUUUCGCAUUUUUGUUUUCAUAUCAGCUACAAAGACACGGAUUGGUGGACAGAAAAGGGGUUGUUGGUGUUGGUCUGAUGCAUGUAUACUGGGCGCUUCCCCUGCCACUUUCAAGAGCAUGUCAAGUCAUCGUGAUAACACAGGGCAGCAGGGGCAGCCUGCUCAAGCUUGAGCCUGUCCCAGAAUGCACCAGCUGUUCCGUCUAGUGUUGGGACAGAGAGACCUGUCCCGUGCAGGAGACCUCUUUUCUCUGGAUGACAGCGAGAUUGAAGACUGUCUGUCGCAAGCCCUGGAGGAAAUCAAAGUCAUAUCCUGCUCUCCAGACUACUUGACCAAUGACAAUGACCAGGCGGUGGUGGAGAUCUGCAUCACACGCAUCACUACAGCGAUCAGGGAGACAGGCUCGAUUGAGAGGCACGGAGCAGCUCUUGUGUCAUUAUGGGAGUCUUGUCUCGAACAUAACCUACAGCCGCAGGGCAAAGAUGAAGACACACCUCAUGCCAAGAUCGCCUCCGACAUCACCAGCUGCAUCUUGCAGAAUUACAACAGGACUCCAGUGAUGGUGUUAGCGGUUCCUGUGGCGGUGCGGUUCUUACAGCAAGGGAACCAAGAGCUGAGCAGGAACAUGUCCAGCUACUUGUCACUGGCUGCCAUUGCUAAAGCUGAGCUCCUGGCCCAACACACAGAGGCUAUCACCUGCAGCGUGCUGACAGGUAAUGCCAUGCUGUUGAGAGUGCUGCCAUCCGUAUAUCCACGACAGCCAGAGCCUAUCCAUCAGCACAUCCGUGAGCUGACGGCGAUGAUGUCCCAGCUGGACCAGGCCGGCAGACAGCACCUGCUCAGACUACUACAGAUGAUCUCUGACCUUCACCCCCUGGUUUUAUCAUCUUUGGUACCAUCGUUUAUUGGUUACCUCAGUGACAAUGAUCUCAGUGACACUGCCCUGGGUGUGUUGGUGAACGUGGCUCAGGCAAGCCCUGCCUCUCUCACUCCCUUCCUGUCCACGCUGAGAAAUGUGGGUCAGAAGAACCCUUGGUUGCUGGGACACAUUGCUAAGAUCCAUGGGACAGUGGGUCUGACUAGUGAGGUCCAGGCUCGCGGGGCGCUGCAAUAUCUGGUGUCUCUGUUAGCGAGUAUGGAGCACAGCGCACAUCACACACUACUGCUGGAAAUUCGCUGCCUGACCGAUCGCUACACCUCCAUCCUGGGCGGCGGUGGAAAAGACAUCUACCGAAUGAGCAACAGUUUCACCGCCAUCGCUCGACUGCUGGGACGCAAGCUGGAGGCUGACAGUACACUGAGCAGAGGGGAGGAGAAGGUGCAGGAUUUGUCCAGGCCAUGUGAAGCCAAGUCUAGUUCUGCCAUGUUUGCUGAGAACCAGCGUCUGCAGGUGAAGAUCCAGGCUUUUGAACAGAAGAUUGGCGAUGAAGAGGUGGAGUCUGAGAGAGAGGACGAGUCUCCUGGUCCUCAGAGACGCCACAGUCUGGGUCAAGCAGCACGAGACGAGCGCAGAGAGAUGAGGUUCAACAGGUCAAAGAGUCUGGCUCUUCACGCUGUACGCACACAAUCCAUUAACUCUGACAGCAGUCCAGAGGGAGAGGGGGUAGAUCUGGGUGCAGAACUCAAUGUCUGUGAGGCCAGUCCCAGCCAAGAGACUGGUCCUGUCCCCUCAACCCUGCAGGAGAACCACAAAGAUCCCACAAAAAAUCAACCUGACACAUCUCAAAACAGUGAGGGGCAAAAGGUGGAGGUUGGAGACCCCCGGGAGGGAGAUCGACUCUGGAUCCACCUGAGAGACAACAUGGAGGAAAUCAAAACCUUCUGUGCAGAAAUGAUCAAACUAAUCCCCAUACCUGAGCACUGUGUCAUUGAAGACUCUCAUCGUGGCUGUGUAGCUAAGCUGUCAUUCUCCUGUCCACUGAAAGGGCACUACUGCCUCUAUGGAAAGUCCUGUUUCUCCCUGUGUAGCUGCCAGCCACACCUCUGGAUCCAAAUCAUGCUACUGUCACUGCAGAGUAAAGUGAGUGAGGCGUUGUGCUGUCAGGACGAGUGUGUGCAGCAGCUGAGGAAACUCUGGGAGAAAACACAGCUGACGGGAGCACACAGCUUUGAGCUGGCCAUGACCCAGACGACCGUUCCUCACAAGAAGGAUGUGGACAGUUUGCAGAUGUAUCUGGAGGAGGUUCGUUUCUUUGACCUGUUCAGCUACAGUGAAGAGGAGGGUGGCUGGCUCUGUUUCAUGUGCAGUAAUCCAGAAAAAGCCACAGUCGUUAACCAGGAUGGCCAGCCACUCAUCGAAGGGAAGCUGAAGGAGAAGCAGGUACGCUGGAAGUUCAUCAAGAGGUGGAAAACACGUUAUUUCACUCUUGCCGGCAACCAGCUUCUUUUCAGAAGAGGAAAAUCAAAGGACGAGCUGGACAACAGCACAAUUGAACUUAGCAAAGUGCAAAGCGUUAAGGUGGUUGCAAAGAAAAGGCGUGACCGUGGGCUGCCCAGAGCCUUCGAGAUCUUCACCGACAGCAAAACCUACGUCCUGAAAGCUCAAGAUGAGAAGCACGCGGAAGAAUGGCUGCAGUGCAUCAAUGUGGCUGUGGCCCAGGCCAAAGAACGUGAGAACCGCGAGGCCACCACAUACCUGUGACGCCUGUUCUGCCGAAGAUGUUGUCUUAAAGACUGGCAUAUCAAGCCACAUGGGUACGUCUUAUUGCCACGUUAUCUCAUUUAUCAAUGUCAAAGACAAAGGCCUUGUCUGAAAUGCCACCUUCAACUGUUGCAGCCAUCCUCCACCUAAAUUCUUGCAAUGGUAAGUCACAAAGGCCGUUGGUUAGUACUUUGUAGGGUGGGCUUGGCAA